CAAUUUUUGAUUUUCUCUCACUUUCUUGUACGUCCAUCAAGCCGCCAACAUUGUUGACGGUGAAUCGUAGUCCAAGCAUACAUGAUAGAAAUCAUAGCAACGAAUGCUAGAGAAAAAAUACGAUACAGAUUUGUUCUUCCUCUUUGUAUGUAGCAUCGAAUGAAGUCGGUGAUUCGAACUAAAGAAUACUCUACGAGCAGUUCUUUUUUGGAACGAGUAGUCCUACACAUGUAAAUUGAAUUCAAUGUAUAUGAUCAGCCCUAAAGUAACAUAGAAAUCAGACAAAAUGUAUCUUCUCUCUACACCAUGAAAAUUGGGUUAAAAAUAUCAGUAUGGUUUCACCCGGAGAGGAAAAUUUAUAAGUAUUAGUUUUUGUUUCGGUUUAAUUUCGUUUUAAAAUCCCAUUUCGUCUAUUCAGUUUUUAAGUGCAUGUAGGUUUUAUUUCCUUGGUUAUUUUUCGCACACUUCACGAAACGAUAGUAUCGAUGAUAAAUAUUUAGUACUAGAGUAAUUGAGUAUCCAGGUCUUCGCGAGCAAAACCAAAAACUGAGAGAAAAAAAAAGGAAAGACACUGCAUGAUUUUUCAAUUGACUCUUUAAACUCUAAGAAAAAAUGUUGUUGUUUAUUAUUACUUUUAUGUUACAAAAUUUAAAACAAAACAGAUUCUAUUAAUUUCAAUAGAGACAACAAAAACUCAAAAUUGUCACCCCGCUCCCAUCCGCAGGACUGUACUAAAUUUGUUUCAUCGAAAAAAACAAAGAAUUAAAAGUGCUUUUAAAAGUCGUUGUAUAAUGCCAAGCAAAUAUCGAGUUAUGUAAAACUAAGUAGUUCAAACCGCACCCCGUACUUUUAGUCAACGGUCCCUCUUUAGCAAGCAGCCAGCUGCUUCUGCCCACAUAGCAAUAGUUGAGCGGUGAAAAGUCACACCGGAAACACGGUUCUGUUCGUACCUCAACAACUUCGGCUGAGAAGUCAGAUCAUUUUUGCACAGCAAUCAUGUUUCAUAUCGCAUCAAAAACGGAAAAAAAACUUCUCAGUUGAACAACACAUAACUUGCUCUUUCCUUUAUGUCGUUUACUAAUUGCACACUCCUAAUAAAUCAUUCCCGUUCACCGCUCCUUUAGCUGCGUUACUAACCCUCACUCUCACACGGUUCUCCUUGGCUGGCACAGCCAUUCCAGCAUCCUUUAGUUCUGCGAUAAGUAACUAACUAGUAUCAAUAUUCGUAGCUUAUCUGUGUAAUUGUAGUUGUCGUAGUGUUUGUAGUUGUAGUAGUCCCGUCACGUUACGAUAUCAAAUAGCACAGGGUGAGUUGUUUUUUUUCUUCUACAAAACGCAUAUGAGGUUGACAGCAAUAAUCGAUGUUUUGCAUGCAACAUUCCACUGUGCAUCCGUCUCAUUAGUAGGGGCUUCGAUUCUCGAUACCAUUGAUUGAACCGUGUCAUCGAGUUCGCUGUCAGAGGGAGCGUUGAUGUUUCCGUCAAUCAACGAACGGCCGCCGCCCGAUUUUCUAGAGUCAAUUAUCUUUGUCAGUAUUUUUUAUGCAACAUGUACCUAUACUGUAUACCUUUACAUCGAACACAACAAUGUUGUUCAAGUGAAUAAACUAGAUAACUUUAGUUCAAUUUCAAACCAAUAUCCAAUGAGUUAUGACACUCGAAUAACGGGUGACAACUAAAAUUUUGGAAUUUUUUCGAGGCCCCUAUACUCAACAACAAACGAGCUCAGGGAGAAAUGAGAGUGUGUAUGUGUUAGCUCUUUCUCUCCUCUUUCUGUCAGUAUUUUUUGUUUUGUUUAUGCUUGCCAAGUUUUGCUUAAAAUGGCCUCAAAACAAACAGCAUCACGCGAGCGCGUUGUACACUUCUACGAACUUCCACAGAAAUCUCGGAAAAAACCUUUAAAAAGCGAAUAUGUUGCGGUUUCGACUGUUUACCAUAUCCUAAGAUGCCCAACAACUAUUCGCAAGCAAGGUAGUGGAAGACCAACCAAAAUUAUGGACGCAGAAGGACAUCGUUCUCUUUCUCGUUUCUUCAACAACAAGCCCUCUGGUUUGGCUAUCAAUUAAGAUGCAUCAGACGAAUGUUUGAAGAAAAUUUUGAUCCCGUUUCUACAAAAACGUCAUGCAGAUGGACAAUACGUGUUUUGGCCGUAUAGAGCAUCAUCGCAAUAUGCCAAAAAACACAAUCGUUAUUCAGGAACCCAUUCGAUCCCAUUUUUACCCGAAGACCACGACCUGUAAAAUCUGUCUCAGUGCGCCCAAUCGAGGAUUUCUUCGGGAUUUUGAGGUUCCUUGAUGUACAAAAAUAACUGGAGAGCCACGAAUUGCAAACAGUUGAUUUGUAGAAUCAAGAGAUGUAUUCGCAAAGUUGACAUGACAGCCGUACAACGCUACUGUUUCGACGUCAAACGAAAGCUUCGCCGAACAGCCGAUUACGGAUCGUUUUCAAUCGUACACUUUUUUUUCAACAAUGGAUAAUGUAUCUUUAAUUUCGGUAGAUCAGACUUUCUUCAUGUAUCUUUGUCUUUUUUUGACAGCUUGAGAAAAAAUUCCAAAAUUUUAGUUGUCACCCGUUAGAAAACCGUAUUGAAAAGUAUCUAUCUAUUGCGCAUCUCCUGUUUGUGUUCAUGUAUUUUGUUUUACAAUAUAUUCAACUACUUUGCUGUACUAUUUUUCAAACUUUUGAUAACAAAGAUAAUUCUUACAUAAUGAUUUGCCUUUUUUAAAGUUUUUCUUUUAAAUGAACAUUUGUUAUGUCUAAUAAUCUUAUAGUAAAUACAGCACCGUUUUUCGAAGUUAUCCUCAGGUGAAUGUUAUUCAAUAACUAGUAAGUUGUCCGACAGUUAUUGAAUGUUUGCUGUAUGUAGCGUUAAAAGUUACGCGAAGUGCUAUACAAUAUUACGGCACUACCGCUAAUAACUAAGCAUGUGUCAUUCCAACCAGAUAAUUAUUUAUCUCUAGUUUAUUCUGAUGUUUUUUUUUAAAUUUACCUUAGUAGUGUAGCAGCUACUUUGUUGGUACCCAUAUAGAGAAUGAAAAUGUCCUUUUUUCUCUACGCCAUUCUCAUUCCCGAUUGGCUUGUAGAGAUGUGGAAAAAACAUGCAAAUAGAUUUGCUCUGAAAUAAUGCUUUCCUAAAUUGCGUUUGGUGUGUUGUACCGCAUAUCUCUGAAAUUUGCUUUAAUGUUGUUACAGAUCAUAGUUUCGGGAUAUAUGCGCGUUGACUCUAACAAUUUUCCAUAGACUCUUGACAGAAUGAUUAAAGGGUGUCCCACAUCAAAUUGCACCACCGAAGAAACGCUGUGGAAAGUUACUUAAUUGACCGAUCCUUUUCAAACUUUCAGACAAUAAAAUAUAACCUAUUAGUAAGCUUUUGGCAUAUUUAUUUCAUUAAACUUCAAUACCCUAACCGUAUACUCGCACCUUACGCUUAACUCCAUUCAAAAAGUUUUGUACAACAUCUGACUGCAGCUGUACACUGCUAUCUGUAUGGAAACUCACUUUUGCUUCAUGUCUUUCUCAGAUUUUGCAUCCUUCGGAUGCUUCUGCAAUGCCUGCUUCAUAAUAGCCCAGUAUUUUUCGAUGGGCCUUAGUUCCGGUUCAUUGAGAGGUUCAUGUCCUUGGGUACGAAAGUAACCUCGUAAGCUUCGUACCACUUUGAAUAGGGACACGAAGCUGGAUCCAGUCAGACCGUAGGGCCGUAUUGCUUCGACAGAGGAAGCAAACGCUUCUGUAGACACUCCUUGAGGUAGAUCUGUCCGUUUACAGUCACGGUAGUCACGAACAGAGCACACAGAUCGCUUGCCAAAUCAUAUAUUUCUUGGCAAAUUGUGAAAAUAUCUGCAUCCUUACUUCCUCCGGAAUAUCCAAUUUGUGCUGGGCGGUGAAGUACAGUAGCCCCGGAAGCUGCCGGAAGUCCGCCUUGACGUAAAUCUCAUCAUUCAUGAUUUUGAUUUGAGCAAAAUAAAUUCGCGAUGUUGCUUUUUGGGUAACGCCAUUUUUUCCUAUUUUUGAAAAACUGACCGCGAUAAAAAUACAGGGUAAACAAUACACUCUAAACUACUUCUAACCAAAUUUUCAAGAGAAAAUACCCAAUGAGUAAUUUUCUACAGCGUUUCUUCCGUGGUGCAAUUUGAUGUGGGACACUCUUUAAACACUUGCAUUACGGAGUAAUUUUCCUGUCGGUAGGCUCUUUAUUGCUCAAAAGUAAGACAACCAACUCUCUCCCGCGUGUUUACAUUUCCGGCCAAUCGGAAACGUGUAAGUCAUAACUUGUUAGAAACUUUUGAAAUGAGCUAAUUUCUUUACAUCUUUGGUAAAUUAAACCAUUAAAAUAACACGUUUAAUUGACUAGCUAGCAUAAAAGACGAUACGCAUCCGUCAGCGUUAGUUUGACAGUUAGCCUAUGGGAAAUUAUUUACAGCAAUUCUAAAGAGAAGUGCCGAUGAACAAGAUUGAGAGAACUCUGUUUGGCACACUUCAAACCAUUCACGAAAAAAGCAAGAAUGGCUUUGACAUUGUUUUAUCGUCAUUGUCAAUCGUUUUAUUCAUGGGUGUUUUUGCACAUUCAAUACCCCCAAUUUGUUAGGAAAACAUCCUAAUCUAAUCUAAUCUAAUCUAAUCUAAUCUAAUCUCACGCUAACCCAGCAUCCUGGCAAAUCGAUUACUUGAAUCAGAUAUUUUUCUUGCCAAAGGCCAGGCCAACUGCGCAGCGUAUACCGCGGAGAGUAUUCCAAGGAAUCAAGUGGAACCAGAAAAAAUACCUAAUUCCAUUAAACUCCUUGAAAUCAAAGGAUGAACUAAUGACAUUUAGACCAGAAGCCAGGCUGCAAUUGGCCAAUGAUGUAGCGCCUUAUUUCGCUCUCUGAAAAUAGAUUAGUUUGCCAAAUAUAUUAGUUUAAAUCAUAUAAUGCCUGAAAAUAAAGUCGUGUGGUUAGGAACUGAAAACCGCACGACCCCGCACCUCCUAGCUUGGCUACUCAAUUAUACAAAUUGAAGUAUUUCUAGGUAUGGCCACCUGGAGGCGCUAGGUAGGGGCUUGGGAUGGCUAGAGCUAUGUUGGGCGCUUUUUCCUAGCUGCCUUCCCCCUUUCAUACCCCCAAUUUGUUAGGAAAACAUCCUAAGAAUGUAAACUGUUAUCGACGGAAACAGUCGCUUUUGCUUGCAAUGCAAAACUUCUUUUAUUUGUCAACUGAAACUAUUUCCUCCUCGGCUUUCCACCCACUUAGCCGCGUACUCUCCGGUACUGGUAAGUAACCGAACAUCCAACACUUGGGCCCGUGAAUUAAUACAAUAACCAUCGCGUUUAUUCCUCCUUAAUUUCCCAUAAAUAUUCGCUUACUCUUUCUUUCGUAGUGUAUCAUGUUUAGUUUUUUUUGGGUUUAUUGGUUUUUCAAUUAGUCAUUGUUUGGUUUUGGUUUUAUUUUGUUCUUUAGUAUCAUGCAUUUUUCCGAUUGGCCGCUUACACAAAUCCUCCUCGGUACUCAUGUGGGAGAAGAGAAAUCCAAAUUUACACUAGAAUAGUUUAAAAUGCAAGUAAAACAUCGUGAAAGUAGAUCAAAAUUAUCAACAAAAAAAACAACUUCUCGACCAAAACAGUGAAAACGAAAUCAAAAUUUACAUUUCUAGGACCCAGUUUAGGCAACCGAGGCAAGCGCGUCGCAAUUCAUGAUGUUUUGAUUGAGCGCAUUUGUUGGUUCUAUCUUCUCUUCUUUUCCUCGCUCACACACACAUACCAAAACCGGGAAUCGAUCGACAAUCUACCACAACUACUGCCGCGCCAUCUACUCAUGUGCUAUCCACACUAACGGUACUACACACUAAUUGUUUAUCUAAUACAUAUGUACUUACCUGUAUCUGAAUCGAAUGAACAAAACAACAAAAACGUAACAAAAUCGAAUCCCAAAAAAUUGUCAGAUUUCGAAUGUGAUUAUUACGGGUACGCGGAUUAUCCGCAUCAUGGCGGCGGCGGCGCUGGAGGAGGUUUCGCCGAUCCGCCAUUCUACGACGAUUACUAUCGCGGCAGCGGGAGUGGGUACCGGGAGAGUUACUAUUACGACUACCCACCGAGUGCGGCAUCGGCGGCGGCAGCCGCAGCAGCUGCAGCUGCCGCUGCGGCCGCUGCCGUCGCCGGUACCUCAGGAAGUUACGGUCAACAACGGGGUGGGGCCAGUGGAGGCGAAAGUAGCUACCAUGGUGGUGGACCGUCAUCGUCGUCUCACCAUCAUCAUCACUCCUAUCACCAUCACCAUCAUCAUCAUUCCGGAUCGGCGGCCACGGCAAGAGGCGGCAACCUGCUGGGUUCGAAACUGCGAAAAAUCGUUUGAGAGCAAAAGGUUUGCUCCGCUGUUCGAUUUAGUACAUGUUUACUCGAUUGUUGUUACGUUUUUCGUUCCUCUAUUGUGUGUUAUGACACGAGACUUACCUUCAUUUUCAAAGUACAUUUCUGUUUUAGGUCUAAUCGCAUAGGACAUACACAUGUUAAGUUUAGUCGCUUUUUAUUUCUGUAUUGUUAAUGCUUAUUUAGUAAUUCCAAUGCUUAUUUCCUUUGCUUUCUUAACAAAACGCUUUUAAAUUUCAUACAGUAAUGUUUUUUUUUUUUACUACUUUUGGAAUCACAUUCUGCGUUCCUACUUUAUAUUUAUUCGGACACUCCUUUGUUCAUAU
This is a messenger RNA of Sabethes cyaneus, 6662 nucleotides long. RefSeq names its product transcription factor MafA-like. The record is from RefSeq and is a predicted model, not a curated record. The transcript has a single exon. Bases 5837 to 6322 code for a protein of 161 amino acids. NCBI's taxonomy places the organism in Eukaryota, Metazoa, Arthropoda, Insecta, Diptera, Culicidae.